Messenger RNA from Thunnus maccoyii (southern bluefin tuna), 4845 nucleotides. Its product is annotated as zinc finger protein 271-like. NCBI's taxonomy places the organism in Eukaryota, Metazoa, Chordata, Actinopteri, Scombriformes, Scombridae. Gene Ontology annotation, molecular function: DNA-binding transcription factor activity, RNA polymerase II-specific; RNA polymerase II cis-regulatory region sequence-specific DNA binding. The record is from RefSeq and is a predicted model, not a curated record. Gene Ontology annotation, biological process: regulation of transcription by RNA polymerase II; central nervous system development. Gene Ontology annotation, cellular component: nucleus. The coding region runs from base 123 to 2963 and encodes 946 amino acids. The transcript has 5 exons.
CGGAGCGAAAACCCAGCGGAAGUAAACAACACAUGAGUUAGUCACGUCGGCAGGUUGAUGCCGGUGCUUGGAAGAAGUCUCUCAACAGGACACGGAGACAUUUUACUUAUAAUUAAACAACAAUGUCUUCAGUUCAGUGUUUACGAGAGUUAAUGAACGAGCGACUAACUGCUGCUGCUGAAGAAAUAUUCCGAGUUUUUCAGGAAACUAUCUCAGAGUACGAGAAAGAGAUCAACCGUCAGCGCAUACUGCUGGAUAUCGUUUGGAAACCUGAAAUAAAGUUACACAGAACAGAGCUCCCACAGCAACAUGUCUGUAAGGAGGAGGAGGUUCUCACUGACCAGCAGCUCUGUGACCUGGAGAAAAACUCCAGUCUGGACCAAGAGGACCCAGAGCCUCCACAGAUUAAAGAGGAACAGAAGGAACUCUGCACCAGUCUGGACCAAGAGGACCCAGAGCCUCCACAGAUUAAAGAGGAACAGAAGGAACUCUGCACCAGUCUGAACCAAGAGGACCCAGAGCCUCCACAGAUUAAAGAGGAACAGGAGGAACUCUGCAGCAGUCUGGAGGGAGAACAGCUGGUGCUGAAGCAGGAGACAGAAACCUUUAUGUUGACUCCUACUUGUGAGGAAAGUGAAGAUCAGACUCUGGACUUGAGUCCUGAUGAAACUCAGAGAGAAGCAGAGAAAGAGCAUGUUGUCAGCAUGUCAGUUAAAAGUUCUGUGCAACCGGAACCAAACAGUGACAACCAGCUGCUCUCUCACAACUCUGAUGUAGCUGAGAGCCAAGAUCACAAAGGAGGCAAACAUGGAGACUCAGGAUCAACUAGGAAAGCAGAGCCAAAACUAAAGAAGAGACCUUACAGACGAAAAAAUCACACUAACAAUGAAGACAACUCUACCAAAUUAAAGAUUCAGAGUAAUACUGAUACAGGGAAAAAGUCCUUCAAAUGCGGCAUUUGUGGGAAAUCUUUUAAGAUCAAGUCCAAAUUACAAAUACAUAUGAGAGUCCACACAGGUGAGAAGCCGUACUCAUGUAACAAUUGUGAGAAAAGGUUCGCUCGGUCGCACGGAUUAAGACUGCAUAUGAGAGUCCACACAGGUGAGAAGCCGUACUCCUGCGACACCUGUGGGAAAAGAUUUGGUGACAUGACAACAGUGAAAAGGCAUAUGAGAGUCCACACAGGCGAGAAGCCGUACACAUGUAAAACUUGUGAGAAAGGUUUCACUGAGAUGAGCAAAUUAAAACUGCAUAUGAGAAUCCACACAGGUGAGAAGCCGCACUCAUGUAACACCUGUGGGAAAAGAUUUCGUAACAUGGCAACAAUGAAAAGGCAUAUGAGAGUCCACACAGGUGCGAGGUUAUACAAUUGCACAACUUGUGGGAAAGAGUACAGACGUAGACAUAACUUCAAGGACCACAUGAGAAAGCACGCAGUGGAAGAAGUUCAGUGUUUGAGAGAUUCAAUCAACGAGCGACUAACUGCUGCUGCUGAAGAAAUAUUCCGAGUUUUUCAAGAAACUAUCUCAGAGUACGAGAAAGAGAUCGAUCGUCAACGCAGAAUGCUCGAUAUCGUUUGGAAACCUGAAAUAAAGUUACACAGAAUAGAACUCCAACAGCAACAUGUCUGUAAGGAGGAGGAGGUUCUCACUGACCAGCAGCUCUGUAACCAGGAGAGUAACACCAGUCUGGACCAAGAGGACCCAGAGCCUCCACAGAUUAAAGAGGAACAGAAGGAACUCUGUACCAGUCUGGACCAAGAGGACCCAGAGCCUCUACAGAUUAAAGAGGAACAGAAGGAACUCUGCACCAGUCUGGACCAAGAGGACCCAGAGCCUCUACAGAUUAAAGAGGAACAGGAGGAACUCUGCACCAGUCUGGAGGGAGAACAGCUGGUGCUGAAGCAGGAGACAGAAACCUUUAUGUUGACUCCUACUUGUGAGGAAAGUGAAGACUGGACUCUGAACUUGAGUCCUGAUGAAACUCAUAGUGAAGCAGAGAAAGAGCAUGUUGUCAGCAUGUCAGUUAAAAGUUCUGUGGAACCAGAACCAAACAGUGACGACCAGCUGCUCUCUCACAACUCUCAUGUAGCUGAGAGCCAAGAUCACAAAGGAGGCAAACAUGGAGACUCAGGAUCAACUAGAAAAGCAGAGCCAAAACUAAAGAAGAGACAUCACAAAAGCAAAAAUCACACUAACAAUGAAGACAACUCUACCACAUUAAAGAUUCACAGUAAUACUUAUACAGGGGAAAAGUCCUUAAAGUGUGACACUUGUGGGAAAUCUUUUAAGUGGAACUCCAAUUUGCACAGACAUCUGAGAGUCCACACAGGUGAGAAGCCGUACGCAUGUAACACCUGUGAGAAAAGAUUCUCUCAGCCAGGUGCAUUAAAAGUGCAUCUGAGAAUCCACACAGGUGAGAAGCCAUACCCAUGUAACACUUGUGAGAAAAGAUUCUCUGAAAUCGGAAAAUUGAAAGUGCAUAUGAGAAUCCACACAGGUGAGAAACCGUACCCCUGCAACACCUGUGAGAAAAGAUUCUCCCAGCCAGGUGCAUUAAACCUGCAUAUGAGAACACACACCGGAGAGAAGCCGUACCCAUGUAACACCUGUGAGAAAAGUUUCCCUCAUCUGGGUGCAUUAAACCUGCAUAUGAGAAUCCACACAGGUGAGAAGCCGUACCCUUGCAACACCUGUGGGAGAAGAUUUAGUUACAUGACAACAGUGAAAAGGCAUAUAAGAACACACACAGGUGAGAAGCCGUACACAUGUAACACCUGUGAGAAAAGAUUCUCUGUGCUGGGCGCAUUAAAAGCGCACAUGAGAAUCCACACAGGUGAGAAGCCGUACAGUUGCAAAACUUGUGGGAGAGAGUUCAGACUUAGACAUAACUUGAACAUCCACAUGAAAACGCACGCAACAGGAAAAGAUUCUGUCAGGUGCCAGACUUUAAAAGGCACAUAAGAAUUCAUUCAGAUGAGAAGCUGUAUUUGCAUUUUCAUAUUUGAACUUGUAUUUGUAUUCAGCAGAUCACAAAUACCUGAGGAAAAAAUAAAGACUACCCUAUGGUAUUGAAUAUGAUAAAUGUUUUUUUCAACACUUGUGAAUAUUUGAAUAUUAACUCCUUCUGGUCAUGCAUCAGUCCUAUGUGGGGUAAUGUCGACUUUAAACCAGGGAAAGGUGAUCCAGGAUUUCGGAUAUGGACUGAAAAAAGGUUAAGGAAAGUGCAAAAUAUGUACAGAGAAGAUGGACAACUUAUGUCCUUUGCAGAAAUAUCAGUCAAAUAUGACAUUCCCAAAUAUCUUCAACUUAAGAGCCUUAUAUCCUCAUCUCAAAACCAUUCAUUAGAUAUUCCUGUCAUUUCCUCAUUACAGGUAGCAAUCAUAAGACAUUGCUAUGAUAAAAAUUUUAAUUUAAUCUCUGUAUGACUUGUUUGCGUCUGGGUCUGAUGAGUCCUCAGAACCUAAACUGAGACUAUGGAAGGAAGAUAUAGAUGAUGAAAUAUCUUUAGAAGACUGAGUGAGAUGUGUAAGAAGGCUCAGAGGCAGACAGUCAUCAGUAGCCUGAAACUUAUACAGUAUAAAUGGCUGUUGCGUACAUACAUAACUCCUAUUAAAUUGCAUAAGUGUAAUGAUAAUAUUCCUGAUAUUUGUAUUAAGUGUAAUGAAGCAAGAGGGACAUUAUGCCACUGUAUAUUGGAAUGUGUGAAAGUGAAAUCCUUUUGCCAAGAUGUUAUUAAUAUGAUCGAUCAAUUUUUAUCGCAGCCAUUUGUUACGAUGGACGAGCCCCCAAAAUUAUGUUACGACCCUCUACAAACAGCUCGCCCACAGAAGGCCCAACAUAAUUAAAAGUCAGGAUUUCCCACAAAGAUUGAACAAAUUUAUUAACAAAAACAACAACCAAGUAACAAAAGCUGGUGAGCCGGCCAAAAUUAACAAAAAGAAGAGGAGACACCCAGACCAGCCCACAAAGGGCCGUAGGAUCUGGGCUCUCCUCUCUAACCUAAAUCCACAAAACUGAAAUAGAGCCGCGAAAAAAAAGGCUGCCAGACUCACCAACCCAAACCAAGAAACUAACAAAGGCAACUACAACAUAACAGAACAAACACAAAAAACAAGCUGCUGCUGAUCAGGCUGGGAAGAUGAGAGAGAGAGAGUCCAAGCCCUUUGUUCCCUCUUCAUAGGCCCUCCCCUCAAUUAUCCACUCAGGGCCACCUAGGAGAGAGAGCACAAACAAAAGGGUCAGUAACAAGACUAUACAUAUCCCAUCCAGCAGGGGGGGAGUAUGUAACACCAUUACCACUGGAUCCUAAGCUUUUCAUUCUGGGUAUACAUCCCACCAACCCACACUUACAAAGCAAAGAGUUUAGAUUUGUAGACAUAUAAUUGCUCUUAAUUGGAAAAAUGUUAAGGGGCCAAGAGUCGGAAUGUGGAUCAAAGAAAUGGUGUCAAACAUGUCAAUGGAAAAGAAGAACGUACAUUGUUAGACAUAACAAAAUGUUUCUGAUGAUAUCUGGAGUCCUUUUAUGUACUUCUUAAGACAUGAUGUCAAUGCUGGUAACCCGCUUCAUCAGGAACAAGCUCUGAGGGAGUAUUAUGAUCUUGUAUGUUGAUCUGAGAAACACCCUUUAUUUAUUUGAUUAUUAUCAUUAUUGUUUCAUUUUAUUGUAUUUUUAUUUAUUUUUUUAUGUCUGUCAGUUGAUAGGGAUGGAGUGGUGGGAGGGAAAACGGUGAAAAAUGUUUGCUGUGUAUUAUAUAACUGCUAUUCAAUGUACAAUUUGUGAUUUGCAUACUAAAAAACCAAUAAAUAUAUUGUUUUAAAAAAAACACACAAGAACAUAUAAUGG